Molecule: messenger RNA, 1128 nt
Organism: Geodia barretti
Lineage: Eukaryota; Metazoa; Porifera; Demospongiae; Tetractinellida; Geodiidae
Source: the annotation of a GenBank genome assembly
CUGGACAGAUCGUGUAAUAACUACGCUGUCGCCGAUGUGCACGGAAAUUUCGGCUACCUACACGAGGGCAAAAUCCCGAUUCGACCCGAAUCGAACGGUUGGCGCGCGGUGCCGGGCUGGACGGGCGAAUAUGAGUGGAACGGCUACAUUCCCCACGACGAGCUACCCCAAGCCAUCAACCCCGACACCGGUUACGCAGUUACCUGCAACCAGCGUGUCGCCGGUCACGACUACCCCUACUAUGUGGGCUUGUCUUUCACACCAGAGUACCGUGCCCGACGCGUUCAAACACAGAUCCUUUCGCUUGAACCGGGGACGGCGACCGUCGACGAUAUGGCGCGUAUUCAUGCUGAACGGAUUUCAAAUCCGGCGCGUAUCUUCACAGAAGCGUUGGUCCGCGCUACACCGCUUGAUGAAGAUUCGGCGGAAGCGUUGGGGCUGCUGCGGGCGUGGGACUAUAGCAUGGAUCGCAAUCAAGCCCAACCCUUGAUUUACUCUAAGACCAAGACGUAUGUGGUCCGCUUCCUGCUCGAUCACCUGAUGGGAGAUAUGGCAGAGGAAGUAUUUUCAGGUGUUGCGGGGGGCGAUGCCCAUGCCCGUCAGAUUGUGAUAAGAAUGAACCAGGAGCUUGAGAGUGGUGACGAUUCGUUGCUGCCCUCCGGGCACGAUUGGUCGGAGGUGUUGGCUUCCGCACUCCGGUCUGCUGUCGCGGACCUUAGGGCGCAGCUUGGUGAUGAUAUGUCGCAGUGGGAGUGGGGACAGCUCCAUCAUACACACCCACAGCACCCGCUUUCGUCCGUGUUUCCGGAACUUGCCGAACUGUUGAACCCUCCGUCGGUAUCAGCACACGGUGAUGGCGAUACACCGCUCGCCGGGAGUUACGCCCUCCACAACGAAUUUAUUGCCACAGGUAUGUCUGUCAACCGUUACAUCCACGAUCCGUCAGACUGGACUAAUUCACGGUGGAUUGUGCCGCUGGGCGCAUCGGGUCAUCCCGGUAGUCCGCACUACGCAGAUCAGGCAGAGAUGUGGGCAAAUGUUGAGUACAUUCCACAACUUUGGGACUGGAACCAGAUUUUGGCUGAAGCGGAAUCGCAGCAACGAAUUGAACCGGCAGAAUCAGGGUAG